Triticum aestivum (bread wheat) is the source of this 2571-nucleotide messenger RNA. RefSeq lists its product as uncharacterized. Gene Ontology annotation, molecular function: ATP binding; protein kinase activity. The record is from RefSeq and is a predicted model, not a curated record. Gene Ontology annotation, biological process: protein phosphorylation. The transcript has 9 exons. The coding region runs from base 73 to 2445 and encodes 790 amino acids. Lineage: Eukaryota; Viridiplantae; Streptophyta; Magnoliopsida; Poales; Poaceae.
GCUAAGCUGGAUCAUAUCGCCUCAGUCUCACCCCUCCCUCCCUCCAUCCCGUGAAGAACAAGGAUCAUUUGCAUGGCAUCAUCCAGUUCAAGCUCCGGGUCCAGCUCCAGUCUUACAAGCAGAGACAGCUGGGCUACUAUAGGUAGCAAUGGAGGUACGGAGCCAACAAAUUUAACCAUCCGAAUACUACAGGACAUCACGGAUAAUUUCUCUGAGGAACGAUCACUUGGUCAGGGUGCGUAUGGAAAAGUUUACAAGGGGGUGCAUGAAAAUGGAGAAAAGAUUGCUGUAAAGUUGCUUCAUAAUAAUAUGCAAGUAAUUGAUGACAAACUAUUCAAGCAAGAGUUUACUAACCUUAUGAUGCUCAACCAUGAGAAUAUUAUCCGAUUGGUUGGCUACUGCUAUGAAACACAACAUCAGGAUAUGGAAUUCCAAGGAAAAAUAAUUUUUGGUGAAAUGAUAUGUAAAGCGCUUUGUUUUGAGUAUAUGCACAAGGGAAGCCUUCAGAAGCAUCUUUAUGGGCUUGACUGGGACAAACGUUACAAAAUCAUUAAGGGGACUUGUGAGGGCCUAAAAUACCUCCACGAAGGAUUCAAAGAACCAAUUUACCAUUUGGACCUGAAACCAGAAAAUAUAUUGUUAGAUGAGUAUAUGAUGCCAAAGCUUGCUGACUUUGGUUUGUCCAAGCUUUUUGGUGAAGAACAAACUAGAGUCACACAAUCUCCUCUAGGAACAAUUGGAUACAUGCCGCAUGAAUACUUAUUUAAAGGCAUUGUCUCGAAGAAGGUAGACAUAUUCAGCUUGGGUGUUGUAAUGAUAAAGAUUAUUACAGGGCCUAAAGGGCACUCCAGAAGUGCCGAAAUGCCUUACGAAGAAUUUCUUGAUGAAGUACAGGAAAACUGGAGGAACAGAUUCCAGGCAACAUUAAGUUCAUCCCAGCCACUAGAAGGUUACUGUCAGCAAGUGAACAUAUGCACUAAAAUAGCACUCAGCUGCAUGGAGACUGAUAGGCACAAAAGGCCCACAAUAUUGGAUAUCAUAGAUAAAUUGAAUGAGACUGAAACUAUGAUUGAUGAGGCGUCUUCAUGGUCGGAGUGUAUGAGUUCAUGGAUGCGCGGAGACUUGAUGAAGUUAGAAGCCUUUACAAAAUGUGAAGCAAUUCCACGUGCAAAGACGUGCAGUGAGUUCCCUGUCAUGCUGCGGAUCACUGGGGAACAAUGGCGUGGCGUGGAAGAGAUGCCACGUGCAGGCGUGGACGUCGUGGUGGUGGUUGAAGUCGACUGGUUCAUGGUGCGUCAAGGGAGGAUGGAUAUCAUCAAGGAAGCUCUUAUGAUUGUCAUCGACAAGCUCGGCCCCAACGACCGGCUCUCCAUCUUGUCAUUCGAGGGUAACGUGCCCCGAAUUAUGAAGCUCACGUUCAUGUCCGACCGAGGCCGGGAUGCUUUGAAGCUCAUGGUCAACGAGCUGUCCGCGAACCAUAGCUACAACAUAGUCGCUGCUCUGCAAGUGGGAGCUGAGAUUCUGAGAGAUGGUCAAGCGGAGGAGGCGGGUGACAGUCGCAUUGGCUGCAUCAUGUUCGUGUCGGAUAGCAGUGACACGCGGAUCAGGAACAGGUACAAUGAUGUAAUCACCAAGGAAUUUCCGGCUUACGUCUUCGGUCUGGGAGAGCAACACCACCCGGAGGUCAUGAAGUACAUAGCCGACAUGACCGGCGGCACCUGCUCUUUCGUCGACUACGACCUCAACGAGAUGAGAGAUGCCUUUGAGCUGUUCAUCAGCGGCCUCACAAAAAUCGCCGCAACAUCCAUCAAGAUCACCCUCAGGGCGCACGAGGGUGUGUCUAUAUCAUCCAUCUACUCCAGAGGAUUCUACAACCGCGUGAGCUCUGACAGACGCUCCGGCGAGAUACACGUCGACAACAUGUACGCCGGCGAGCGGAAGAACUUCAUCGCCUACCUUAGUGUCGCAGGUGGCAACAAGGAGAAGCUAAUGACCGCUGGCGGACGGUACAGGAGCUUCAUGGCACAUCAGAAGCUGGCCGACACGGACGUCUUGGUCCUGCGACCAGGUUCGGCAUGCUCACCUGGCAAGAACACCAUCCACCCUCAGGUGGCGGCCGAGCUUGUGCGGAUCGGGCUUUGGAAUGGCCUGUUGGAGAUAGGUAGAAGCGCUUAUGAGCUGGAAGAGCUAUGGGUCGGCAUCAAGCGCUCUGAGGAGGGCGGCGGCGCAGCCAAGGAAACCUUGUUGGAGCUCGGUAAAGACGUGGCUGAAAUUAAGAGAGAGUUCGCCGUCGGCCUGCCGCCUCCUUAUUUUAUUUCUUGGCUGAAUUGCCACGAGUGGCAGCGUGCAACCACCAAGGGCACACGCCGCGUCUCCGGUGCUUUCACCGUGCCGGGGCAGCAUGAAGAUGCAGAUGCAAAGGUUGACAACAGGGGCCACGAUUAAAGCAAAGAUGAUCCAUCUUCUUCUCCAUAUUUUUCAUGUAAUAAUAUAUAGAACUACUGCUGUACCUGCGAGCUCCAUUGUAAAGUUUGUUUUACUACAUAUCCCAAGAGUAAAGUUUGUUUUCAA